This is a messenger RNA of Penicillium cosmopolitanum, 3999 nucleotides long. Its product is annotated as RNA helicase. Gene Ontology annotation, molecular function: protein binding; ATP binding; RNA binding. The record is from RefSeq and is a predicted model, not a curated record. The transcript is spliced from 3 exons. Gene Ontology annotation, cellular component: intracellular anatomical structure. Lineage: Eukaryota; Fungi; Ascomycota; Eurotiomycetes; Eurotiales; Aspergillaceae. Bases 1 to 3999 code for a protein of 1332 amino acids.
AUGGGCCCCAAGAAGAAGGUAGACAACCGCGGAGGCGGUCCAAAGCCUGGAACUAAGCAGGCAAAGGCUGCUUCAGAGAAAUCGGACAAAAAGCCCGCACCAGCCGCCCCUGAAGAGCCGAAGAAGCCGACCGUGAAGGAGGUUAUUGGCGGCGCAUCAUGGACAGGCAAACUGCCAGUGAACAUGCUGUCGGAGCAUUGUCAGAAACAAAAAUGGGAGAGGCCAGAGUACGGAAUGAUCCAAUCUCGCGAUGGCUUCAUAUCCUCAGUCACCCUCAAAAAGGUUGACCCAAAGACCAAAGAAUUGACUGUUCUCCCACCGAUGAAAGUACCUCCCUCUCAUAAAGAAGUUGCGACGCAAACUACAGCCCUGGAAGCCCGCCAUUUCGCCGCUGCAUAUGCCCUAUUCCGUGUCUGCAAUAUGCGCAACCUACACAUGAUGCUUCCACCAACAUACAAGAAGCUAUGGCGAGAAGAUUUCACCGACAUCAAGACGACAGACACAAAGGAGGGCAAAGGCUGGCUUUAUGAAGCGGAUCCAUUCCUAGCCAAGCAAGAACGCGAGAGUGCGGCUGCCGACCUGGAGAAGAAGAGGGCGGAGCGUCUCAAGGCACAAGCCAAGGAGAAGGUCUCUUCCGCCGAUAUUGGGCUAGGAACAGGAGAUGGAAAGAGUAAACGCAUUUGGUCACAAGCCCCGAAAGUGGACAUGGGCGCUCGUAUUCGUCGCGAUAUCGAAGGCCUUUUACGGCAACAUACAGUCUGGAACGCUCAUGGUGUGAAGAUUCCACAAAAGGAAGUGCAGGCCAUUGUGGAGGAAUUUUCAAAACUUGGGUUCCGUCGCAGCCACGUUGAAGAGGCUGCAGCUGAAUGUAAAGACCGCGAGGAGGUGUUGGAGUGGCUGCUCGUCUAUGUCCCUGAGGAUGAUCUGCCGCGCUGGAGUUUACCUGAGGGUUACUCUGCCGGUGUUAGCCUUGCGUCUGGAGACCUGGCCCGUGAAGCGAAGAUCAAGAGACUUGCUUCGGUUGGUUACCCGGCUGAUCUUUGCUCACAAGUACUCGACAGUAAGAAGGGCGAUGAACUCGCCGCUGCAGAAUAUCUGCAAAGCACAUUGGCCCAUGGAGCCGCAUUCGCGUCUGCUUCUACGCCUGACGGCGAUGCGGAAGCUUGGAAUGAGGAACAGGAGACCCUGGAAGCUAUUUUUGGUGACCGCUAUUCCCGAAUUUCAGACAAGGUCUGCGAAAUCAAGAGCGAAGCCCCCGAGCUUCCAGAAAACACCAUCAUUCGCUUCCAGGAACCAUCUACCCAUUACCCAACCACCCCGCCUGUCAUAAUCAUCCAGGCUAAGAGUAUACCGGCUUAUAUUCGACUCAGCGCGAUCCGUCGGGCGGUGCAGUAUGCCGAAGAUAAUUUCAGCGGAGAGUCUAUGAUCUUCAAUAUUUUGGACUGGUUGGAGGUAAACCUCUCCGAUAUUAUGGAGAAUCCUGGCAGACUACGAGAGAUCUCUGCUGUGACCGCUUCAUCGUUGGCUGAAACUAAGGAGAUCCCUGUAAGAUCUGGUCGCAAGCAACGCAAGGGUAUCGACUGGAAAGCCAACUCUCCUCAGAGCCUCGCCAUUCGGGAUGCAUGGGAAGCCAAGCAAGACACUACAGCACAGAUUGAUAUGUCCCGGAAACGACAGUCGUUGCCUGCAUGGAACAUCCAAGAUGCCAUCAUCCAAACCGUCAACUCAAACCAAGUUACCAUUAUCUCUGGUGAAACUGGUAGCGGUAAAAGUACACAAUCUGUACAAUUUGUCUUGGAUGACAUGAUCAAGCGUGGACUUGGAGGAGCUGCAAACAUUAUCUGCACUCAGCCUCGAAGGAUUUCAGCCCUUGGUCUCGCUGAUCGUGUCAGUGAUGAACGUUGCUCAACCGUGGGUGAUGAGGUUGGAUACGUGAUCCGUGGCGAGUCGAAAGCCAAACAGGGUGCCACUAAGAUCACAUUUGUGACCACUGGUGUCUUGCUCCGCCGAAUCCAGUCUGGCGGUGACGCUGAUGGCAACAUCGGAAGCUCCUUGGCGGAUGUCUCUCACGUUGUGGUUGACGAAGUCCACGAACGUAGUUUGGAUACCGAUUUCCUCUUGGCCCUUCUCCGCGAUGUUCUACGCUACCGAAAGGAUUUGAAGGUCAUUCUCAUGAGUGCUACACUGGAUGCGGAUAUCUUCCGAAAUUACUUUGGUGGCUAUGAUAAUGUCGGUCUGGUGAAUAUCCCAGGCCGAACGUUCCCUGUCGAUGACUACUAUCUCGAUGAUGUGCUAAGGUACACGGGCUUCGCCCCCGAGUUGGAUGAUGACUUUGAGGACGAUGCUCCACGAGAGCAGGAGUCGUUGGGCAAAGCUCUGCGAAGCGUAGGCAUGGGCAUCAACUAUGACUUGAUUGCGACCACUGUUGAAUACAUUGAUGACCAACUUGGCGAUAAUCCUGGAGGGAUUCUCAUCUUCCUGCCAGGGACUAUGGAAAUCGAAAGAUGCCUAAAUUACAUAAGGAGAAUCCCCAAUGCACACCCACUCCCUCUACAUGCCUCUUUGCUACCAGCUGAGCAAAAGCGUGUCUUCCAAAGUGCGCCGAGAGGAAAAAGGAAGGUUAUUGCCGCGACUAAUGUGGCGGAAACAUCCAUUACAAUUGAGGAUGUUGUGGCCGUCAUUGAUACUGGCCGAGUGAAAGAGACCAGCUAUGAUCCCAAGGACAACAUGGUCCGUCUUCAAGAGGUAUGGGCAUCACAGGCUGCCUGUAAACAGCGUCGCGGUCGUGCAGGUCGUGUCCGUGCCGGUACCUGCUACAAGCUAUACACCCGCAAAGCCGAGUCGAAUAUGGCUCAACGGCCCGAUCCUGAGAUUCGCCGCGUUCCUCUGGAGCAGUUGUGUCUGUCUGUGAAGUCCAUGAAGGGCAUCGAUGACGUCGCCACGUUCCUUGGAAAUACUAUAACUCCCCCAGAAAGCAUCGCUGUCGAAGGUGCCCUCAACUUCCUGCAUAGAAUCGGAGCCAUGGAUCACAGCAGCCUGACGGCGCUGGGUCGAUACCUCGCCAUGAUUCCAGCUGAUCUUCGCUGUGCCAAGCUAAUGAUCUACGGUUCGAUUUUCGGGUGCAUGGAGCCCUGUCUAACCAUCGCCGCGAUCUUAACCGUCAAGAGUCCCUUCGUCUCUCCGCGCGAGAAACGAGAAGAAGCAGACGCCGCCAAGGCAGCCUUUUCACGUCCUGGCGAUGGCGAUCUUCUCACCGAUUUAUUGGCCUACCAGUCCUGGUCCGAGCUAGUGCGUGCCAAUGGCUACUGGAGGACGCAAACUUGGUGCGCAUCGAAUUUCCUUUCCCACCAAACCCUCCGUGACAUCUCGUCCAAUCGUGCCCAAUUCGUCACAUCUCUCAAAGACGCUGGCAUUUUGCCGGUAGAUUACACAGAUGCAUCCACGACCUGGAACCGCAAUGCCUCGAACCGAAAUCUCAUCCGUGCUCUGGUAGCCGGCGCGUUCCAGCCGCAAGUUGCGCAAAUCUCCUUCCCCGAUAAGAAGUUUGCCAGUUCGGUGACUGGUACGGUCGAGGUUGACCCGGAUGCUCGAACGAUCAAAUACUUUAACCAGGAGAAUGGCCGCGUUUUCAUUCACCCUAGCUCUAUCCUCUUCUCGGCGCAGGGAUACCCCAGUGCAGCGGCCUAUCUGAGCUACUUCACAAAGAUGGCGACAAGCAAGGUCUUCAUUCGUGAUCUCACUCCUUUCAACGCCUACUCUCUGCUCCUAUUCUGUGGCUCCAUAACUCUCGACACAAUGGGCCGUGGUCUCGUCGUUGAUGGCUGGCUCCGUCUCCGUGGCUGGGCCCGGAUCGGUGUUCUCGUCUCCCGUCUACGAACCAUGCUGGACGAAGCACUUGCUGCGCGGAUUGAUAACCCGGCCCUUGGAUCGGAUGGCGGUGGGGAUAAGGUGAUUGAAGCUGUGAAGAGACUGAUCGAGUUCAAUGGACUUGAUCAAUGA